This is a messenger RNA of Caretta caretta (loggerhead turtle), 6601 nucleotides long. The record is from RefSeq and is a predicted model, not a curated record. NCBI's taxonomy places the organism in Eukaryota, Metazoa, Chordata, Testudines, Cheloniidae.
GAGCUUCUCCCCGCCCCUCCAGCCUCCAGGCCGCGUUCAGUCCGCGCCGGCGAGUGGCGGAGAAAAGAGCGUCCGGGCCUCGCGCCGCGCACGCACUGAGGCGGGGGCGCGCUGGGAACCGACACGAUCCGCCCCGGAGCCGCCGGCGGCGGCGGAACCCUCCCCCCUCCCGCGCCGCGCGGCCAGGGCAGCAGCAUGCGCGGCUCCCCCGGGCGCGCCAGCCGCUGAGCCCCGCCCGCCGCCGCCGGGGCCUCUCGGAUGCUCGAGGCCCCUCCGGGCUGAGGAUGCUGAAGAUGAAGCUGCCGCUGAAACAGACGAGCCACCGGGCGGAGGAGGCGGCGGGGAUGGGGCUGAAGGAGCCGGGUAACCGGGACUGUCACCUCCAGCUGCAGCAGGUGCCCCGGCCGCCUCCCCGAGGCGGGGCGUCGGCGGGGUGCGGGCGGGAGCGCCCCAACCAGCUGCCUGGCUUGGGCCCGGGCCCUGGGCCGCCGCCGGCUCCUGCCGCGGGCGUGGCGGCCGCCCGCACGGACAAGGAGACGGUGUACGAGUGGUUCGGCCUAGUGCUGGGCUCGGCGCAGCGGCUGGAGUUCAUGGUGGGGCUGCUGGACUUGUGCAACCCGCUGGAGCUGCGCUUCCUGGGCUCCUGCCUGGAGGACCUGGCCCGGAAGGACUACCACUGCCUGCGCGACGCCGAGGCCAAGGCCAACGGGCUCAGCGACCCCGGGCAGCUCGGAGACUUCCGAGACCCGGCCGUGCGCUCCAAGCUCAUCGUCUACCUGGCGCUGCUGGGCUCCGAGAACCGAGAGGCCGCCGGCCGCCUCCACUGCCUGCUGCCCCAGGUGGGCUCUGUCCUGAAGAGCUGCGGGGCUCGGGUGCGGGAGGAGGAUGGGCCCGAGGAAGACAUGGAAGGGCCUGGAGAAAACGGCCAGGCCCUCCCUGUUGAGAGCCUGGGCUUCGGGGCGCAGGAGGAGCUACUGUUGCUGUUCACUAUGGCUUCUCUGCACCCCGCCUUUUCCUUCCACCAGCGGGUCACCCUGAGGGAGCAUCUGGAGCGGCUGCGGAGGGCCCUCUGUGGGGACCAGGAGGAGGAUGCUGCCUUCGGCCCUGCAGCUCAGAAUGACUUUUCCCAUAAUGACUGCAUGCCAAGUAAUGAGAAUAGUUUGGAUCACACCACACCACCUCAUGAUGGACUUUCGAUGGCCUCUCAUAGACCUCAGCGGGAAGCUGUUCACAUUGAGAAGAUAACACUGAAAGGAGUAUCAAGAAAAAGGGCUGACAAACAUUUGGAGUACACCUUCAAAGUAACCUGGUCUGAUCUUUCUGUAACAUGUGUAACAAAAACACACCAGGAGCUGCAGGAAUUCCUACUAAAACUUCCAAAGGAACUGUCAUCUGAAGCGUUCGACAAGACCAUUUUACGAGCACUAAAUCAGGGUUUCCAGAAGAAGGAAGAACGGCGGCACCCAGAUCUAGAGCCAAUAAUAAGGCAGCUAUUUUCAAAUACAUCACAGGUAUUUCUGCAGAGUCAGAGAGUGUACAACUUCUUCCAGUCAAUUUCAUCAGAAUCUUUGCACACUCACAGUAACUUACAACCCUCUUUGAAGACAGCUAAGGCAUCAGAACACUUCAAGGAGGACAGUUCAGAGGCUUCAAGUCAGGAGGAAGAUGUAAUGCAGCACACAUCAGUCCACAAAAAACAUAAUGGGAAAAGUCCUGUUGCCAACACUAGCAGUACAAAAUGUUCUUCACUGGAUGGCCUUAACAUAAAACACUCUGAACAGAAUGGGGUAGUGGAUUGGAGAAGAAAAAACUGCACUGUUCAACAGCAUCCAGAGCACUGUACAAACUUACUUGAUCAGCAUGCUGGAGAGAAAUGGGGCUUAUCUGCAAUAAACAAGAAGAAAGGAAAGCCACAACUGGAAAAGGAUAAAAUAAAGAAAACUGACAGCAGAUUGAGCAAUAGGAUUAAUGGAGUUAGAGUUGCAGCAACACAGCACAUCCGUGCAGGGGCAGCAAAAGAUCUGAAUUUGGACGUUGGAUCUGGACGUGACACAUGUGGAGAAACAUCUUCAGAGAGUUACAGUUCUCCUUCUAGCCCACAACAUGAUGGGAGGGAAAGCUUUGAAAGUGAAGAAGAGAAGGACAGAGAUACAGACAGCAAUUCAGAGGACUCUGGGAAACAAAACGCAGGCAGGUUUACUGUUUAUGGUGCUGUCAGUCCAUCGAACAUCAAAGCAACAGCUGCUCAGAUUUCUUCAGUGAGUAAUGAGAAUGGAAGUAUUUCAGAGGAUCCUUUAAAUUCAAAGUUUCAACAUAUUUCAUUUAUGCCUGCCUUACACUGUGUGAUGCACAAUGGUGCACAGAAACCUGAAGCUGUAGUUCCACCACCCAUAUCUGCUGAUGGUAAAACAAUGGGAAUGCUUGUUACCACUCCUGUCGCUAUCUCGCCAAUGAGAGAAUCUGCAAAUCCAACUCCAGUUGGAAUAGGGCCAAUGACUUCUGGUGAAUCUGAAAAACGCCUUGAGCUGUUGGCUUCCCCUCUACCAGUACCAUCUACUUUCCUUCCACAUUCUGUACAGCCUGGUAGCCCAGCUUUGCACUUGGCAAUACACAGAUUGAAAAUACCCUCUUCGCAGGGGUCAUCUGAAAAUUGCACAGUUAAUGGACCACAGCAACCAACAGCAAACUUAAGCGUUGGCUCACCAAAUACUGCCUUUAUCCCAGUCCACAGCCCAGGUAGUUUUCCAGGAUCCCCAGUUCCUAAUACAGAUCCCAUCACAAAACCUGCAUCCCAAGUGGUAGGACUGAAUCAAAUGGUGCCUCAUAUUGAGGGGAACACCGGAGCAAUCCCUCAGCCUACCAGUCUAAAGGUAGUUCUUCCCGCAGCUGGUCUUUCAACAGCACCUCCACCGGCUUCCUAUACUUUGCCAGGCACUCCUCAUGCUACCAAUGUGUUGCCCAACCAGAAUACAAAUGUGCUGAACUCUGUAGCAACUUCCACACCACCUCAAUCAGCUGGUUUAGGUGUUGGUCAGAUCCAGUCAACUAUUCCCCCUGCAAUACCUACCCAUACACCAGGCCCUGCCCCUAGCCCAAGCCCUGCUUUAACACACAGCACUGCGCAGAGUGACAGCACAUCCUAUAUAAAUGCUGUUGGAAAUACUAACACUAAUGGGACUUUAAUGCCUCCACAGCAGUUGGGGUCUGGGGCUUGUGGUUCUUGUGGACGUAGAUGCAGCUGUGGGUCCAAUGGAAGCCUUCAGAUCAAUAGCUAUUUUUAUCAUAACCCUAUUCAUGGACAAGUCUACAGAGUUCCACCUUUCUUCACUCUGCCAUCUCUUUGCAAUGGCAGCUACCUCAACCAAGCACAUCAAAGCAAUGGAACACAACUUCCUUUUUUCCUGCCUCAGACUCCAUAUGCAAAUGGACUGAUGCAUGACCCAGUAAUGGGGAGCCAAGCCAACUAUGGUAUGCAGCAAAUGGCAGGAUUUGGGAGGUACUAUCCUGUAUAUCCAGCACCUAACGUAGUUGCCAACACAAAUGGAUCGGGGCCCAAGAAGAAUGGGAAUGUUUCAUGUUACAAUUGUGGUAUAAGUGGACACUAUGCGCAGGACUGUAAGCAGUCAUCCAUGGAGGCCAAUCAGCAAGAAAGGUGUGUGCGUGUGUGUUUGUAUAAAUGUACGUUGUGCACUAGUGGUCUGCUAUAAAACCGCAAAGAGGCUUAUCUAGCCCCAAUCAAAUACUGGGGAAAUGGAGUUCACAGGUACUAAACUAAAUUUUGAAGGGGUAUGAAAUUGGGUUAGGAAAUGAACCCAUCUCUGUUCUAAAUUGUCAUUCUUUUCUCUAGGCUUUUGGCAGUAUUUUCAGACUUGCAUGCUAUUAAUGUCAAGUCUUCCACUCCCUUUGAUGUUUUGGUAGAAUUCAGUUGCAAAAAGGAUUGGAAAUUGUCAGGUACUAUAUACAAUACAUGGCUUGGAUUUCUAAAGCAUGUGAAGAUUGAGAAAACAAACUGGUCAUUCUGAUGUAUUUUUUACCUCUGCAUAACCAACUAUCCUCUGUAUAACCUAUUUUAUGUAGGUGGGAUUUGUUUGACUUCUGAGACAGUUGCAGCAAAAAGACAUUGAAAUAAGACACUAAUAAGAAAUCAAAAUUUAACAAAUGACUUCAGUUUUAUAACUUCCAUCCUCUUUCCAUUCAAAAAAAGAGGGGGAAACAGUGUUUGUACCUGUAGAACAUUAAAUACAUUUUUCUUCCAUCACUUCCUUUCUGAUCCUCAGUGUGUCUGUUCUGACCUUAAUCAUGUUUGCCAAACUUGAACAGGAAAAAUUAGUCUUGGUGUUUGGGGAUUGCUUUUACUUUGCAUUUUUCCAGGGGAGGUAGUAUCUUACAUUUUUACGUUGGAUUUCUUUUAUGCUGACACUUCAUCAAGGAGAUGAAAAACGAUGAAGUUUGAGCCCUCCUUUUAAAUAAGAUUGGAGAACAAGAUAGUGCCUUUUGAAGAGCAUGUCCAUUUUGAUACCUUGUAGUGGUUUGUAAUCUGUUUAAUUGUAAACAGUGACUUAGUAGUUCUCUUUCCUGUUUUAGGCACUUACAGACUGAGAUACGCACCUCCCCCUCCCCCUUCCAAUGAUACGUUGGAUUCUGCAGACUGAAACAAGUAAACAUUGCCUACAUAACAAACUGAAGUUUGGGGAAUUGAGAGGGAGGGGGAAUGUUUCCUGAGGUCUUGCAUUUGGGAUAUUCCUGGUUUUAUAUUCUUUUGGAAUUUUUCAUUGCUUUUGCACCUCUGUUCAAUACAAAAGAAGAAAACUGAGUCCCUGAUCUCCUGGUUCUGCAAAAAGCUUGCAUAAUGCAUGUAAUUCAAACACACAGCCAAACAAUCAAAAGAGCAUUUGAACCAUACUUUUGCACUGAAGACUUGAGACAUGUGCAAUGUUUACUGCAUUUUUUAAAAUGUCCUUUGACCUCCGACAUCACUGGUGGAGCAGCCAUAUGGUUGAAACAAGAAACUUGGUCAUGUUCUGUCACAAUCCCACCUCUUCUGUCCCACCCCACUCCACCCCCAGCCUGUUCUCCUUUUGCUGCUGUUUUUGUUUCUCUCCCACCUUCACUGUGUGUCCACAGGUUUCAUUGGACUGUCUGAGUAUUUGGCAGUUUAUAGAGAAUUUGUCCAAACUAUAGCAAAUAGUUAUACUCAUGAAUUAUAUGGGGAAAUUGUUUAGUCUUCCUGUGGGGAGCGAGACUAAAGACUCACAGAAUAGUGUGUAUGUAAUAUCUUGUUUUACACACACACACACACACACACACACACACACACACACGUAAAUGAAAAUACUUCAAGUGGGAAGGGAAUGAAACACUGUGGACUAAAACAGAUUUAUGAACGUGAGCAAGCUUAAAGUGAAAGAUCUUAUUUCCAUUGUAGUGUUUUAGCCUGAUUGUUCCAAGAGACAUGGGGCGGGGGGUUGGUAUGAAUGUUGUAUUCCAUGUGUUUGCAUUUCUGAUGAAAGCUGACAGUGAGUCCUUUUUUAAAAGCUAUUCUACUUCUGUGUCAACACAGAAUGAACAUUACUUGAUUUUGAUUUGAUUUUUCCCUAAACUAUUACAGUGUUGCAUUGUAUUUAGAAUGUAAAUGGUUUAUUUCAGUCUGAACAAAAGUUACGGUUUUCUACAAAAUAGUCAGGUAUUAGUAUUAGGACUGGUCUACCAAAUAGCAAAGUCACUAUUUUAUAAUUUACCACUAUGCGUGAUUAUGGUAUAAUGUGAAAGACUGAAAUGCGUGUGCUAAGAUGGUAUUAAUCAUGUUGGUGUCAUGUCAGUAAGUUUAAUGCUGCUGUAUUUUUAUUUUUAAAAGCCAAUAUGUACUAAAUUGCUUCCAGGUAAUAUUUGAUUUCCUAAAGUGCACUGAGGUUAUCUGGAAGAUUGAGUGAAUUUUUCAUGACUGCUAUAUUCAACACCGAUGAACAAAUUACCACUGUAUAUCCAUAGGUUUUUGGCAUUCCUCACAGUUCAUAGCAGAAAUGAAAGAUUUUUUUUAAAGUAAGAUGCUGAUAUGCAGUAGAGGGACAAAAGUAAAAUUGUAUGGGGGUUCAGCUGCCUAAUUGCUAAACAAAAACUUGAAGAAAAAAAGCUUGAUUUACUAAAUGUCUUCAUAGGUAGCAUUUAUAUUUAUAGCACCAGUAUACAUUUUUCUCCCUUGGGGUGGGGUAGGGUAGAUGAAAGCUUUAAUUUAAAAAGAAAAGAAAAAUAAGUAGUAAAUGGAAAUUAUUUUGAUUAAAAAUAUUUUAUUUGAUCUGGGUAUUUUUGGACCGCAUUAUUAAAUGAAUUAACUGCAUUUGAGUUUAAGUGAGGGUGUUAAAGCACCAAUGGACUCACAUUGUGAAUUACCUGCCAGUUGUACUUUAUGGAACUUAUUUUAUGAUUUAAAAUACUGUACUGUAAAUAGGAGGUAUGUUACCUUCUCUUUAUUUGUAUGUUUACCAUAUACUUUGAUAUUUGAAAUGUUAUGUACUGGAAAGGUCACUUAUAUUUCUAGAACAGAUUGGAUUUUAUGCAACCUUUCUUCCUUGAAUUAACAGCAAUAAAAAAGGAAAAAAGUGUC